Messenger RNA from Oppia nitens, 3310 nucleotides. RefSeq lists its product as uncharacterized. The record is from RefSeq and is a predicted model, not a curated record. The transcript has 4 exons. Lineage: Eukaryota; Metazoa; Arthropoda; Arachnida; Sarcoptiformes; Oppiidae. The coding region runs from base 190 to 3243 and encodes 1017 amino acids.
UUUUUAAUAUCUAAAUUUUGUAUGUUUGUUUAUGUUUAAUUUAUCUAGCAUGGUUCAUAAAAACUAAUGAAAAAUUAAUGUACUAGUGGAAAAAAUAGACUAUUAGUUUUUAGUAGUAAUAUUUUUAAAAAAUAAUAAAAAUUUUAAAAAUAUUUAAUUUUUUUUAGUUUUUUUUACUAAACUAACAUAAUGAAUUUUAAUAAUAAACUAGUAUUGUUUCUAUUAAUAUUUUCCAUCAUGUUAAAUGUUAUAAAAUGGCAGCAUGUUAUGGCUGAUGAAGAUGGCGGUAAUAAAGGUGGUGGUGAUGGAGUAGGAGGAGGAGGAGGUGGUGAUAAUGGACAAGCAGGAGGAGGUGGUGGUGGUGAUGGACACGCAGGUGGAGGUGGUGGUGAUGGACAAGCAGGUGGAGGUAGUGGUGAUGGACAAGCAGGUGGAGGUGGUGGUGAUGGACAAGCAGGUGGAGGUGGUGGUGAUGGACAAGCAGGUGGAGGUAGUGGUGAUGGACAAGCAGGUGGAGGUGGUGGUGAUGGACAAGCAGGUGGAGGUGGUGGUAAUGGACAAGCAGGAGGAGGAGGUAGUGGUGAUAAUGCUAAAGGAGGUGAUGGACAAACAGGUGGAGGUGGUGGUGAUGGACAAGCAGGUGGAGGAGGUAGUGGUGAUAAUGCUAAAGGUGGUGAUGAACAAGCAGGUGGAGGAGGUAGUGGUGAUAAUGCUAAAGGUGGUGAUGGACAAGCAGGUGGAGGAGGUAGUGGUGAUAAUGCUAAAGGAGGUGAUGGUCAAGUAGGAGAAGGUGGUGGUGGUGAUGGACAAGCAGGAGGAGGAGGUAGUGGUGAUAAUGUUAAAGGUGAUGGACAAGCAGGUGGAGGUGGUGGUGAUAAUGCUAAAGGAGGUGAUGGUCAAGCAGGAGAAGGUGGUGGUGGUGAUGGACAAGCAGGAGGAGGAGGUAGUGGUGAUAAUGCUAAAGGAGGUGAUGGACAAGCAGGUGGAGGAGGUAGUGGUGAUAAUGCUAAAGGAGGUGAUGGUCAAGCAGGAGAAGGUGGUGGUGGUGAUGGACAAGCAGGAGGAGGAGGUAGUGGUGAUAAUGCUAAAGGAGGUGAUGGACAAGCAGGUGGAGGAGGUAGUGGUGAUAGUGCUAAAGGAGGUGAUGGUGAACAAGAGGGAGGUAGUGGUGCUGAAAAUAAAGAAGGUAGUGAUGGAGAGGGAGGAGUAGGAGGAGGAAGAGGUAAUGAUGAUAAUGGUAGUAGCGGUGGCGGUAGUGAUAAAGGAGAUGAUGGUCCAAUAGUUUUGGGUAAACAACCGUCUAAAAAUACAGCCGGUAAUAGUAGUAGUAGUAGUGGCGAUGAUGUUAAACUUAAAGGUGGUAAUGCUAAAAGUGGCCCGGGAGGUGCCAGAGAUCAUGGACUUAAAAGUCGUGGUAAUAAAGGUGGUUCUGGACCUAAAGGUGGUGCUGGGCCUAAAGGUGGUGCUGGGCCUAAAGGAGGUGCUGGGCCUAAAGGAGGUGCUGGGCCUARAGGUGGUGCUGGGCCUAAAGGAGGUGCUGGGCCUAAAGGAGGUSCUGGGCCUAAAGGAGGUGCUGGGCCUAAAGGAGGUGCUGGGCCUAAAGGUGGUGCUGGGCCUAAAGGUGGUGCUGGGCCUAAAGGUGGUGCUGGGCCUAAAGGUGGUACUGGGCCUAAAAAAGGUCCUGGCCCUAAAGGAGGUCCGGGGCCUAAAAAAGGUCCUGGGCCUAAAGGAGGUCCUGGACCUAAAGGUGGUAGUUCUGGAGGCAAAUGUAUAAGUUCUCAUGAAAUAUGUAGUUUUGAUUAUGUAUGUUGCGGUAAUAUGAUAUGCAAUGAAGAAUAUACCAGAUGCUAUGAUCCAAAGGGUAGUGUCCAACAUCUACAAGGUCUACAACGCUUUAAAAAACUUAAUCUUGAUGACCUACCCAAUAGAAACGGUAGAUUAAUGGGCUCAAAAGGUGGCCCAAUGGGUGGUGCUAAAGGCGGUGGUGGACCGAAAGGACCUGGUGGACCUAAAGGACCUGGUGGACCUAAAGGACCUGGUGGCCCUAAAGGACCUGGUGGACCUAAAGGACCUGGUGGACCUAAAGGACCUGGUGGCCCUAAAGGACCUGGUGGACCUAAAGGACCUGGUGGACCUAAAGGACCUAAAGGACCUGGUGGCCCUAAAGGACCUAAAGGACCUGGUGGCCCUAAAGGACCUGGUGGCCCUAAAGGACCUGGUGGACCUAAAGGACCUAAAGGACCUGGUGGACCUAAAGGACCUAAAGGACCUGGUGGACCUAAAGGACCUAAAGGACCUGGUGGACCUAAAGGACCUGGUGGACCUAAAGGACCUAAAGGACCUAAAGGACCUAAAGGACCUAAAGGAGCUGUUGGCCCUAAAGGACCUGGUGGCCCUAAAGGACCUGGUGGCCCUAAAGGAUCUGGUGGACCUAAAGGACCUAAAGGACCUGGUGGCCCUAAAGGACCUGGAGGACCUAAAGGACCUGGUGGACCUAAAGGAUCUGGUGGACCUAAAGGAACUGGUGGACCUAAAGGUCCUGGUGGCCCUAAAGGACCUGGUGGCUCUAAAGCGGGUGCCAGACCAACACCUAAACCUACUGAUACUAAAUUAAGAGCGCCUGGAGCUGGUGGUGAUAGUAAUGAUGGAAAUGGUGCUCCUGGUUCUGAUAAUGAUUCCAAAGGUGACGUUAAUAAAAGUUUUAAACCUACAAAUACUGGUGCACCAAGUGGUGGUGGUGGUAGUAAUGAUGAAAGUAGUAGUAAUGGAGCUGGGCCAACUGUAAAUAAUGCAAAUGGACCUGGUACAAAUGGUAAUGAUGGAAAUGGACCUGGUUCAACUGGAAAUAAUGGUAAUGGACCUGGUAUAUUUGAUAAUAAUGGAAACGGUGCUGAUACAUACGGAAAUAAUAGAAAUGGCCCUGGUACAUAUGGAAAUAAUGGAAAUGGGCCUGGUACAUAUGGAAAUGGUGCUGGUACAUUUGGAAAUAAUGGAAACGGUGCUGAUACAUACGGAAAUAAUGGAAAUGGACCUGAUACAUAUGGAAAUAAUGGAAAUGGACCUGAUACAUAUGGAAAUAAUGGUAAUGGAGCUGGUACAUAUGAUAGUGGUGGUGGUUAUGAUAAUGGGGGUAAUAACUAUAGACGUCCUAAUCGUUGGGGGGGUCUUCUUAAUCGUUGGCGUAAUCGUGGAAAUACAAGAAAUGGUGGCCUUAGAAGUCGAUUGUGGGGGUUCUGGGGUUAAAGAAAAUAUUUAUCAAAAGUAUAUUGAUUAUUUUUUUUAAAUAAAUAAUUUAUAUUAAUUUUUUUUC